UCACACCUUAUCUUCAUCUUCUUCUCAGUCUUACUCUCUACUCUCCAAUGGCGGACCCAAAAGAAGUUAACUCAAACAGUUCAGGAAAUGAGCUCAACCCAGAAGAGGAAUACGACGACGACGAAGAAGAAGAUGAUGAAGAAGAAGAAAUUGAAGAAGAAUCUUCUUCACCUUCUGAAUCGGACGAGUCGUCCGAUUCUGAGUCGGAAAACGAAAAGGGUUUCCGACCAAUUACUCGUUCGGGUGAACCCGACACAGAUGAUGAAGAAAAUAUUACUCCAGAAGCAAAUGUGAAGCGUUUUAUGAGAAUCCUCAAUUCGAAAAGCAGGAAGAAGGAGUUAGAUGAGGAAGAAAAAGGGUAUACUUAUCAUGAAGAUUUGUUUGAUUUUCCUUAUGACCCGGAAAAUUGGAGGGAAGAGGAUUUGAAAGAGCUAUGGGGAGAUGCUCCGAUUGAGAUGACGAAACCCGGUUGGGACCCGAAUUGGGUUGAUGAAGAAGAAGAUGAUAUUAUUGGGGAAGAAAUUAAAGCGGGUCGAGACCCACCAAUUGCCCCGUUUUAUGUACCAUAUAGGAAACCAUAUCCUGUGAUACCUGAUAAUAACUAUGAUAUUUCGAAUCCGAAAUCUGUGAUUGAAGAGUUUGAUAGGAUUGAGGAGUUCUUGAAUUGGGUUAGCUUCAUUUUUGCUGAUGGUAGCACGUAUGAAGGCACCGUUUGGGAUGACUUGGCACAUGGAAAAGGUGUUUAUGUCGCUGAGCAAGGGCUGGUCAGGUAUGAAGGUGAAUGGCUUCAAAACAACAUGGAAGGUCAUGGAGUAGUUGAGGUUGAGAUACCCCACAUAGAACCCAUCCCAGGAUCCAAACUUGAAGCCAAGAUGAGAGCUGAAGGCAAGAUUAUAAAGAGAGACUUCAUGUCCCCAGAAGACAGAGAAUGGCUGGAGAAGGAUAUUGAAGAUGCUGUGGAGCUAACAAGCGGAAGUUAUGAAAUUCCUUUCUAUGAGAAUGAUGAAUGGAUCAGGCAAUUCGGCAAGAAACCGGAGAAGGGGCGAUAUCGCUAUGCUGGCCAAUGGAAGCAUGGGAGAAUGCAUGGUUGUGGUUUAUAUGAAGUUAAUGAACGCACAAUUUACGGUCGUUUUUAUUUUGGAGAACAUGUGAGGGAUACUUAUGGAUGUGAUGCAGAAAUUUCAGCGAUGCAUGCAGGUAUAGCUGAAGUUGCAGCUGCUAAGGCCCGGAUGUUUAUUAACAAGCCUGAUGGAAUGGUGAGAGAAGAGAGAGGCCCCUAUAGUGAUCCUCAACAUCCAUAUUUAUAUGAAGAAGAUGAUGUGUGGAUGGCACCAGGUUUCAUCAACCAGUUUUAUGAAGUUCCCGAUUAUUGGAAAGCAUAUGUGCAUGAUGUGGAUGAAGAGAGAGAAAUGUGGUUGAACUCAUUUUACAAAGCUCCUUUGCGAUUACCUAUGCCUGCAGAACUUGAACAUUGGUGGUCCAAAGAUGAAAAGCCGGAGUUUGUUUUACUUAACAAGGAACCAGAACCUGAUCCUGAAGAUCCUUCUAAACUCGUAUAUACUGAAGAACCUGUCAUCCUGCACACUCCGACUGGAAGGAUUAUCAACUAUGUGGAAGAUGAGGAACAUGGGGUACGAUUGUUUUGGCAACCUCCUGUAAAAGAGGGUGAAGAUGUCGAUCCUGAUAAAGUUGAAUUCCUUCCCCUAGGAUUUGAUGAGUUUUAUGGGCGAGGUGGGGCUGUCAAAUCAGAUAAUGUGUGGAAGCGGUUUGUUACCUCUGUGGAAAAUGCAUGCAAACCGAUGUUUGACAAGCUUGAGAAAUGGACUGAAGAGAAGAAGAAAGCAGGUGAGAUGAAGAUAGAGCUGUUGAAAAAAGAGUUAGAAUUAGCAGAAGCUGAAUUGUCUCUGAAGGAAGCAUUGGAAGACAUGGAUGAUGAAUUAAAAAGAAUGCAAGAAGAGGAGGAAAAGAAAGCCGAAAUGGGAACCCAAGAAGAAGAUGAUAUUGUACCUUCUGAACCAACAGAUAAACUUGAGAAAACUUGGACGGAAAAGAAGGAAGAUGAGGAGGAGGACGACGAGGAGGAAGACGAAGAGGAGGUUACUGCAUCAAGUUUUGGAUCUGUAGACAAUCAAAGCUCAGCUAAAAGUGAUAAGAAGGAUAGCAAAUCUGGAAAGGCUCCAUUUGGAGCAUCCUCUUUGUCAUUUGCUGCCUGUAGUCUGGUUCCCACUGUGCCACCUAAGCUACAACAUACAUUUACGGCUUGGAAGGGGAAGUUGAGGCCUAAGCCGUCAUCUCCAUUGUCCAACGCUCCAUCUAAUGUUCAUGAAUUUCCAAAGGAGCCACACACUCCAGCCUCAAUUACCUUCCCUUAUGCUAUUGCGCAAAAUGGAAGAUUAAGAGCUGUGAGUCAAGCAUGGUGGCCAGUGAAGUACAUCAGCAAGUCGGGUACCAGAAAACACUCAAAGCAGAAGACGUCUUCACAAAUCCUAGGAUAUCAAGGAGAGCUUUGCUUCAACAUAUUAUCAUUACACACACCAUUACCCUUGUAGUGAAGCUAAUUUUUCCUUCCUCUUCCUCUCCCUUCUCAUUCAUUGAUGAAAAACUUCGAUCAAUUUUGCAGUGCAGCGGUGAAUUGUUUGAUUCGAGCUAGGCAUAUCCAUGUCAUACAUUUUUUCCACCAUGGUUGGUGAUUGUAACAUGGAAUUGUUCCUCUUUGUUUAUUUGUAACAUGUAUUAUUCUCAUCAGUAGUAGUUGUUCUUAUCAUUGCAGUC
Messenger RNA from Solanum dulcamara, 2772 nucleotides. RefSeq names its product protein TIC 100. Bases 48 to 2549 code for a protein of 833 amino acids. The transcript has 11 exons. Gene Ontology annotation, cellular component: cytosol. The record is from RefSeq and is a predicted model, not a curated record. Lineage: Eukaryota; Viridiplantae; Streptophyta; Magnoliopsida; Solanales; Solanaceae.